UAUCUCGAUAAGUAUAGCAGCGACUGUAGUGAAACCAAUUAAGGUGAUCCUAAAAGUAUGCAACAAUAAACGUCAUCAUGACAACAGACGAAGUAAUAUUGCGGCGCGACAAAGCUGCUGAAAAUGGUGAAGAAUAUCGGGAACCACCACCUCGCUUGCGGGGUCAAAGUACAUAUCUUGCGCUCUUGAGCUCAUUGGCCACCGACUUGGAUAUUAUGCUCAAUGACCUGAGGUCAUCGCCGAGUUCACGCCUAAGUUCAAAUACCCAUCAUUUACACGUUCCACGUCCCGCCACCUCAACAUAUACACCGUUCUCCUUUUCGAAUAUUGGCACGGAAUCAACAGUCACAACCACAACAACAUCCCCAGCGACAAAUCACUCGCAUCUCUAUCGGCAAAAUGCAUUACGAAGUAAUUAUCCAUUGAAUGCCGAACAUAAAUCCAAUAGAGAUGAUAGCACCAGCAGUGGCAGCAACAACAACUAUCGGACAAAUCAACAGCGACAGCAACAGCAAUCAAAAAACAGUCAAAGUUCAUCAGUGUUACAACAACGCCAGCCAACUCCACUAAGUGGAAAUCGUAAUCAACAGCAUCAACGUUUCAAUCAAAAUACAGACGACAACAACUACUACGACCGUGAUCCGUGUGCCACCACGGCCGACAAUACCAGCAGUGACAGAAAUAACAACAACAACAGCAGCAGCAGCAAUAAUGGCGCUAACAGCAACAGCAGUAGCAAACAUAUUAAAGAAACCAUUUCAUUCACAACCAUCGCCAAGAACGGAAGCUGUGACAGCGCCAACAGCAGCGAUAAUAACUGCAACCACAGCAUUUCAGGAUCUCCAUCAGUUUCUGGCUCGUCGGCCUCAUCGACGACUACAACAACGACAUCAUUCCAGGGAUUUUCAACAGAUGUUACCCGUGUCUCGAAGCUACCACUGUACACCUACCAACAUAAACAGUUGCAACAGCCACAGACGCUGCACAUCAAAUUGCUGCAGCAACAGCAGGCCACAAAGGCCAUAGCAUCGCAAAUAACGGAAGCCCCAACGGAUGCUGCUCCAGCCCCCCAGAAUGUGGCCAAUAGACACAAGACCGUGGCGUUGAGUGAUGGAACGUUGUCUGGGACCACCAGCAGCAACAGCAGCAAUCCCAAUAAUUGUUCGGCAACAACAAGUACAAGCAACACUUCAACUAGAACAACCACCACAAAUCCAUUAUCGACCACAUCAACAUCUUUGGAUUUUCGAAUAAAUGCUUCUGUAACGGCAUCUGGAAGGGGAGGAGGUGGUGGCGGUGGUGGUGCACGAGGUUCCAGCAGUGCUAGUAGCAAAUCUCAUCAUAUUUGCAACAUCAGUACUUCGUCCACAACAACAACUACAACCAGCAGCUGCAAUUGGCAAAUGCAAUCAACAACAUCAGGCCAAGCCGCCACAACAUCAUCAACGAGUUUUCUCAGGAAAUCUGUGAUACCCCGAUUGCCUGUGCCUGUGACACACUUGGUGGAGUUCAAUUUUAAAUAUAAUUCCGACUGUGGCUAUUGCUACAGAGCAAUAGCAGCCAGCGACAGGAAUACAGCCAAGUGUUAA
Molecule: messenger RNA, 1589 nt
Organism: Musca vetustissima
Lineage: Eukaryota; Metazoa; Arthropoda; Insecta; Diptera; Muscidae
Exons: 4
Coding region: 78-1589 (503 amino acids)
Source: RefSeq, a predicted model, not a curated record